Messenger RNA from Centropristis striata (black sea bass), 5123 nucleotides. RefSeq names its product NACHT, LRR and PYD domains-containing protein 12-like. The transcript has 10 exons. The record is from RefSeq and is a predicted model, not a curated record. NCBI's taxonomy places the organism in Eukaryota, Metazoa, Chordata, Actinopteri, Perciformes, Serranidae. The coding region runs from base 132 to 3566 and encodes 1144 amino acids. Gene Ontology annotation, molecular function: protein binding.
UGGUCAGAGUCCCUCCAGCCAAUCAGGAGCUUGUGUUGCUCUCAUAUAGAUUCAGACACACAGAUCGUUCUUCUGCUUCUUCAGAUCGACGCUCUGCAGCACACGUCGCUUCGACUUCCUGUGGUCCAAAGAUGGCAAAGCCAUUGGAGGAGGAGUUAUUGGAUACUCUGAAUGAUUUGGACGAAGAGCAACUGAAAUCCUUCCAGUGGUAUCUGAAGGUGACUAAUUUACCUGAUGGUUUGCAAAACAUCAAAAAAGCCCAUCUGGAGAAUGCAGACAGGCGAAAGACGGUGGAUCUGAUGGUGCAGACCUACAGUGAAGACACUAUGAAAGUGACAAGGCUGAUUUUACAGAAGAUCAAUCGGGCUGAAGAUCAGUCAGAGACUAUUGCCAAAUGUCAUCAGAAAUUGAAACCCAGACUGAAGAAAAAGUUUGAAGAAGUUUUUCAAGGAACUUCAACCUCAGGAGAGUUUCUGAAUCAGAUCUACACAGAGCUCUACAUCACAGAGGUAGGGCCUGCAGAUAAUGAACAUGAAAUCAGUCAGAUUGAAAAAACAUCCAAGAAACCAGACGGACAAGAAACAACAAUCAGUCGAGAAGACAUCUUUAAACCCUCCGCUGGAAUAGAUGAACCAAUCACAGUGCUGACAAAGGGAGUGGCUGGCAUUGGGAAAACAGUCUUAACACAGAAAUUCACUCUGGACUGGGCUGAAGGCAAAACCAACCAGGACAUCCAGUUUGUAUUUCCUUUCACUUUCAGAGAGCUGAAUCUGCAGAAAAACAAUUACAGCUUGGUAAAACUUAUUCAUCUUUUCUUUGCUGAAACAAAAAAAGCAGGAAUCAGCAGGUUUGAAGAUUGUAAGGUUCUGUUCAUCUUUGAUGGUCUGGAUGAGUGUCGACCACCUCUGGAGUUCCACAACACUGAGACUAUGACUGAUGUCACAGAGUCCACCCCAAUGAAUGUACUACUGACAAACAUCAUCAGUCGCAAUCUGCUUCCCUCUGCUCACCUCUGGAUAACCACACGACCUGCAGCAGCCAGUCAGAUCCCUCGUAAGUUGGUUAACAUGGUGACAGAGGUCAGAGGGUUCACUGACCCACAGAAGGAGAUGUACUUCAAGAAGAGAUUCAGAGAUGAGAAGCAGGCCGGCAGAAUCAUCUCCUACAUCAAGGAAUCACGAAGCCUCCACAUCAUGUGCCACAUCCCAGUCUUCUGCUGGAUCUCUGCUACAGUUCUGGAGGAGCUGAUGAAAACCAGAGAGGAAGGAGAGCUGCCCAAGACCCUGACUGAGAUGUACAUCCGCCUCAUGGUGGUUCAGUCCAAACAGAAGAACGUCAAGUAUGAUAGAAAAUCUGAGACAGAUCCACACUGGAGUCCAGAGAACAUAAAGAUGAUUGAGUGCCUGGGAAAACUGGCUUUUGAGCAGCUGCAGAAAGGAAACCUGAUCUUCAGUGAGUCAGACCUGACAGAGUGUGACUUAAUUAACUCAGGAAUGUUCACACAGAUCAUUAAAGAGGAGAAGUGUGGAAUGCACCGGGACACACUUUACUACUUCAUCCAUCUGAGUGUUCAGGAGUUUCUGGCUGCUCUUCAUGUCACCAUCUCCUUCAACAAAGAAGGGGUGAACCUCCUGGCAGAGCCCUCCUUAUUUGAUAUAUUUAGAAAGAAAUCUGCAGAAAAAUAUCUUUACCAAGAUGCUGUGGAAAAGGUUUUGAAGACUCCAAAUGGACACCUGGACUUGUUCCUCCGCUUCCUCCUGGGUCUUUCACUGGAGACCAAUCAAAAACUUCUGCUAGGCCUGCUGACGCAGACAGGAAGUUACUCAGAGACCAAUCAGGAAACAAUCCAGUUCAUCAAGAAAAAGAUCAGUGCGAAUCUCUCUGCAGAGAAAAGUAUCAAUCUGUUCCACUGUCUGAAUGAACUGAAUGAUCGUUCUCUAGUGAAGGAUAUCCAACAGUCACUGAGUCCCUCAGGCGGUCUCUCCACAGAUAAACUGUCUCCUGCACAGUGGUCAACUCUGGUCUUCAUCUUACUGUCCUCAGAAACAGAUCUGGAUGUGUUUGACCUAAAGAAAUACUCCACUUCAGAGGAGGCUCUUCUGAGGCUGCUGCCUGUGGUCAAAGCCUCCAACAAAGCUCUACUGAGUGGUUGUGACAUAUCAAAGAGAAGCAUUGAAGCUCUGUCCUCAGUCCUCAUCUCCCAGUCCUCUAGUCUGAGAGACCUGGACCUAAGUAACAACGACCUGCAGGAUUCAGGAGUGAAGCUGUUGUCUUCUGGACUAGAGAAUACAAACUGCAAACUGGAAACUCUCAAGUUGAGUGGCUGUAACCUCUCAAAGAGAAGCUGUGAAGCUCUGUCCUCAGUCCUCAGCUCCCAGUCCUCUAGUCUGAGAUACCUGGACCUGAGUAACAAUGACCUGCAGGAGUCAGGUGUGAUGUUUCUGUCGGCUGGACUGAAGAGUCCACACUGCAAACUGACAACUCUCAGGCUGAGCAGGUGUAACCUCUCAGAGAGAAGCUGUGAAGUCCUAAGGUCCAAGUCCUCUAGUUUGAGAGACCUGGACCUGAGUAACAACAACCUGCAGGAUUCAGGUGUCAAACUGCUGACUUCUGGACUGAAGAGUUCACAGUGUACACAGACAACUCUCAGGCUGAGCAGCUGUAACCUCUCAGAGAGAAGCUGUGAAGCUCUGUCCUCAGUCCUCAGCACCCACUCCUCUAGUCUUAGAGACCUGGACCUGAGUAACAACGACCUGCGGGAUUCAGGUGUCAAGCUUCUGUCUGCUGGACUUGAGAGUCCACACUGCAAACUGAAAACUCUCAGGUUGUCAGGCUGUCUCAUCUCAAAGGAAGGUUGUAUCUCUCUGUCCUCUGCACUGAGCUCCAACCCUUCCCACCUGAAACUGCUGGACCUGAGCUAUAACCAUCCAGGAGACUCAGGACUGAAGCUGCUGGAUCAAUGCUGCAGACUGGACACUCUCAGGGUGGAGGAAAGCGGAAAGCAGCGGCUGAAGUCUGGUCUGAAGAAAUAUUUCUGUGAACUGGAUCUGGACCUGAACACAGUUCACCAACUGCUGCUCUUGUCGAACAACAACAGGACCAUCACUCAUGUGAGGGAGAAGCAGGGGUAUCCGGAUCAUCCAGACCGAUUUGACUGGUUUCCUCACGUGAUGUGUAGAACUGGUCUUACUGGUCGCUGUUACUGGGAGGUGGACUGGAAGAGAGCAGUUCACAUCGGAGUGGCCUACAAAGGACUCAAGAGAGACUACGAUGUUGAUGGACGUCUGGGAUGGAACGAUCAGUCCUGGUGUCUGGACUGCUCCCAUCUGAAUUUCUACAUCUGGUACAAUAACAAGAAGUACUUCUCAGGUCGCUCGUCCUCGUCUUCAGGACGAGCCGCAGUGUUUGUGGACUGUCCUGCCGGCACUCUGUCCUUCUACAGAGUCUCCUCUGGUACUCUGAUCCACCUCCACACCUUCAACACCACGUUCACGGAGCCCCUGUACCCGGUGUUCGGACCCGUACAGAACCUGUUUGACUCGUCUCUCACCCUCUGUCAACUGUAGCACAAACCGAUCUCCUCUGGACUUUUAUUGGGACAUUUCCUUUCCACUCAUACAGUUUCCAGGUGUAAAGACGUCCUACCAGACCUGCUCAGUUAGUUGGUAUUACGGCAAAAAUCCCCUUUUGCCAAGAUAUAAUUCCAGUAAUGCUACGUACAGCUACCAACUAUGAUUAAUAAGGCAUCAAAGUGGUAUGAGAUGUCCCUGAACAAAUAAUAAUGGUUGUGAAAACUUAAGGAAAAAGAUCUGGAUUGUACACUGAAUGAAAAAACAUGGGAGAGGAUUCUUUCCAACACAAAUAUUCCACGGAUACUAUUUCACGCCAACUAGACUAAAAAAAUCGGCCUCAUGCAGGACGAUCUAUGCUCGAAAUGUAGAAAUGAAUGUGGCAUAUAUGUACAUGUUUUAUGGAAAUAUCCUAAUGUCUCUCCCUUCAGUGACUAUAUGAGUUAACAGUUAGAAUUAUGAACUGCCAAGAUCACAAAGAUUAUGUCUACCUGGAGACAAAACAGAAGUGAUACAUCUUAAUAACUUUUCAUUUAUUCAUUGAUUAUUCAUUGUCCUUAGCCACUUAUCCACACUCGGGUCGCGGGUGGCUGGAGCCGAUCCCAGAUGACAUUGGGCGAGAGGUGGAGUACACCCUGGACAGGUCGCCAGACUAUCACAGGGCCGACACAUAGAGAUGGACAAUCACGCUCUCAUACAAUUUCAAUUUAGAGUCACCAAUUAAACCUAAGUACAUGCUUUUAGACUGUGGGAGGAAGCUGGAGGACCCGGAGAGAACCCACGCUGACACAAGGAGAACAUGCAAACUCCACACAGAGGAGUGUGGAGUCGGAGUCGAACCAGCGACCCCCUUGCUGUGAGGCAAGAGUGCUAACCAUACACCACCGUGUAGCCCAACUCAUUUAGAAUACUAAAAAUGGGUAUAAUAACCUGUACCAGGAUGAUUUAAGGUGUUGAAAGGCACCCCAACCUCCCACACUGAAUAUGUGGAAGGUUCAAAUGAUGGAAAAUGCUGCAUGUGAAAAGAUGCUUGGAAGACUGAAGUGGAGUAAUGAUAUGGUUAAUAAACAAUGGGACAGUUUCAGUGUAUAUAUAUUUGGUGGGAACAAUAAACCACCACCUAAAGACUGAUGUGGUAUAGUACAUUUAUAAUACCUUUACAUCAAUGACAUUUCUCUGAGACCAAACAACUGCCUUUCUCAUUUAAUGUUUGUCUUAAGGUGAAUUACCUGCCUGUUUUUCUGCUAUCGUUUUUGUCUCUGUUUUUCUGGUCUCAUUGAAAUGAAUAAUUCGGUCUGAGCGUGGUCUCAGACGUUCAGCUCUUCACCAUCAAUGGAAAACCAACACAGAAACCGAUAUGCACAAGUUAAUUUUCAAUAAAGCAGAGGUGUUAUCUGAAGAUGAUCCGGAAAUGAUUCAUGCCUCAUCAGUAAAGAGCUGUCCACACCAGGAAUGCUACCUCUAAUGAUAACUAUAGAGAUAACGAUAAUGAUAUGCGUCCACAAACAGCAGAACAAACAGGAAAUUCAUUAAUUUCCAUAAGAGUCAGAAACC